AUGAAUCCGAUGAUGAAAGACCCCGCGGCCGGCAUCCCGCCGCAGCUGCUGCCUCAUCUGCAUCUGGUCUCCAAAUAUCGCUACCCGAUCACGAGCAACCCAGCCGUCGAUACUAUCGUUGGAUACCUGCUGGAAGCGCCCAAGAUUGUGCGCGACCUGCAGCCUAUGCAAUGGCAAUUCCUUGACACUCCAGCGGACGGCACAUUGAUCCUCGAGUGGCAGCCGCUCGAAUACCUGGGUACAAGCUAUGCAAGUGACGGCUUCAUCUGGGCAGAUGUGGAACAUGUCUACAAGUCCGAAGUCCGGGGAUAUACUUUGGAAAUGUUUCUGCAGAGAGCGGGCUUUCGAGCCACAGGCGAAAUCAUGGCCACGCACAGCAGAAGGCGAUACCGGCUGCUUCCUGGGAACCCAGCUCAUGGCCUCCCAAAUCCCGAUCCUAGCUUGUGGCUGACGCACUACUCAAAAGCCUCUCCGCGCGACCAAGUACCCGCCGCCAACAUCCCGAUCAUGCCCCAUGUUCAUGCACUCCUCCAACAGCGUCGCAUGAUCCAGAGUCAAGGACAACUGCCCAGAAAAGAGUUUAUGCUACACGACCGAUCAAAUUGGCCCACGAUGCACUUGCCUCCGGGGGUAGCCAGAGGACCGGCUCAAGGCCAAAUCCCUCCCGGCGUUGGUCACCGAAGAGGCGCGAGCAUUACCCAAGACUCGACUGUGGAGGAAGAAGAAGAUGUCUCUCGUGGUGACUUGCUUGAUUUUAUGGCCCCCAGAGAUAUCAGUCGAGUUCGCUACGAGCAACACCAUGAAUGGAUGGAGGAGUUAAUCGAGUCGCCGUAUCCUACACUCUCCAUCAUCCCCAGUGAAUUGGGUUUUGGAAAGAAGGGCCAGCUGGAAGAACUGACCAAAGAUUUCUUCGAUGCUCCUGUGUCGGUCGCGAAAGAAUCGAGUAAUGGACCACCGCCACGAGUUGGUAAAAUGCCUGCUGGGCGAGCUGAUGACUUCAUCAAGCGCGCUUCUGAAAAACUGGCCAAAAUGCAGGAAGAGUUGGAAGAAAUGAGGAACAGACACGCUCGGAGAAUGGAAAAGCUACGUCGGUCUACAGCAUUGACGGCUGCUGAAAAGAAGCUACGAACAGUGGCGGAUGUCUCAGAGAGACCAAAUAUCUCCAAAGACGAGUCCAAUGGUGAUGCCGACAAUGUCCCGCGUGACGCGAUUGACGAUAUCAUGGAAACAGUAGAGUCGCAUAUGGGUCAGAAGCUGACAAGGACCACUACUGUGGCGCUAGUUUCAAGAGGAGGCUUGGAGGAGCGAAGCAAAGUCGCUGAAGUCCCAGCUCAACCUCAGGCUCCGGUUGUUACUUCGCCGCAAAAAGCUUCCCACCCUCUUCCCAACGUAGAGAAUGCCAACACUCAACAACCGCAACAACCGCAGCCACAGCCACAGCCGGUUGUGAAUACUGUCGAGGAGCCAAAGCAAGAGCAGCAGGAUGUUUCUGUGGCCACCGGUGAGCAACAAAGCAGUGCGACUGCGGAAACACUACCUGCACCAUCUGAAGCACAACCGGCACAGUCUACGGAUACGGAGCAACGGCCUGAAGCAGAUGCCAAUCAACAAGCCGAAGAGCUUCCACAAAUGGACGAUAUUGUCACGGACGUCAAUAUGGAUGGGAUGGAUGACCAAGUCGACAAUGUCAACCAAGACGCCGAGGAAUGGGUCAUGAUUGGGGAAGACGGGGGUCAGAACGACAUGGUGAUUCCGGAUCUACCAGAUGAAGGUCAACAAGAUGAAAGUUCAGCUGCGGCGGACGGGACCGCGGACCAGUCCAAUGGCCAGAGCACCGAUCAGCCACAGCAAGGUCAAGCUCAGGCGCCGGCGGAUGGAGCACUGAACACUCCUGAUUUCGGCAUGGGAGGGGAUUUUGACAAUGUGGAAGUGGACACGGCUGGAGAUGCGCUUGCAAGUUAUGAUAACGACGACGACCUGAAUCUGGACGCCAUGGAGGGCUCUGCAUUUGGAGACGCCUUCCACCCCGAGGAGGACGAGGAGAUUUCGUAG
Molecule: messenger RNA, 2052 nt
Organism: Fonsecaea multimorphosa CBS 102226
Lineage: Eukaryota; Fungi; Ascomycota; Eurotiomycetes; Chaetothyriales; Herpotrichiellaceae
Exons: 3
Coding region: 1-2052 (683 amino acids)
Biological process (GO): chromatin remodeling
Source: RefSeq, a predicted model, not a curated record